CCACCGCUUCUGCGAAGACACUUCUAAAAAGCACAUCUGAAAGGUGGGGCUAAAACCCAAAAUGUAGAAGUCGUUUUAGGGAACGUUAAACGUCGUUAAGUGGCUGUCCGGCCUCCACCCCUGGCUCUGGAAGAGCCAGCGCUGCGCGCACUCGCCAGGGUCUCGUCGUCGCCGCGGUCCGAGCUCGCGGGGCGACCUUUCCUGGGGACGCGCUGGUCCGGGCCCCCGCGGUCCGCCAGGCCAGAACCCACGACUGAAACAUAGCGGGGCCGCACCGAAGUCUCGGGAAGGGGGCCAAUGGUCCGCCAGGCUUCCCGGCCUGGAAAGGCAGACGGCGCCUGGAGCGGCCGCGCUGGGCCCGGAGGAAUCACUCCCGCGCCACCUGGCCAGACCUCUUUCCGCCGGGCCGCUCCGCGCGUGCGGGGAAGGCGGAGCCUCGGAAGCCCCCGGCACGCCCAGCGCCCGGAUAUUUGCAUAUUUCGCAGCCUCGGGCUCCGCCUGGGGAGAUGCUCUGUCUGGAGACCCUGCGCGCCUGGCUGGACCGGGCUUCUCCGCAGACAUUUUACCCUGUUUCCCACCCUUCCUGCGCUGGAGACCGCGAGUCAUGGGGGAUGAAGAUAAAGUCAUUGAACAUGAAGAUUUGGAACCAUCUUCAGGAAUGGAUCACACAGCUUCUGCAUAUCAAGAAAUACAGGAGGAAACAGUUAUGACCUCCAAAGCAACAGACGCCAAAGAACCAACAGAAGGAAGUAACCUCCUGAAUAGCCAUGAAAAAAAACUACAAAAACUACCAACUGAAUCAAAUAAUUUGCAAAGACUAAGACAAACAUUUUCUUGUCCCCCACAUGGUUUUCUGGAUAGAGGAAUAACAAAUGUUACCAUGGUGGUUCUUCUCUGGGCUGUAGUUUGGUCAAUUACUGGCAGCGAAUGUCUUCCUGGAGGAAACCUAUUUGGAAUUAUAAUCCUAUUCUAUUGUGCCAUCACUGGAGGUAAACUUUUGGGGCUCAUUAAGUUACCUACAUUGCCUCCACUGCCUCGUCUUCUAGGCAUGCUGCUUGCUGGGUUUCUUCUCAGGAAUAUCCCUGUCAUCAGUGAUAACAUACAGAUCAAGCACAAGUGGUCUUCUGCUUUGAGAAGCAUAGCCCUGUCUGUCAUAUUGGUCCGUGCUGGCCUUGGACUUGAUUCAAAGGCCCUGAAGAAGUUGAAGGGUGUUUGUGUAAGAUUAUCCAUGGGUCCUUGCCUGGUGGAGGCGUGCACGUCUGCUCUUCUUGCCCACUUCCUAAUGGGUUUACCAUGGCAAUGGGGAUUUAUACUGGGUUUUGUUUUAGGUGCUGUAUCUCCAGCUGUCGUGGUACCCUCAAUGCUCCUUUUGCAGGAAGGAGGCUAUGGGGUUGAAAAAGGCAUCCCGACCUUACUCAUGGCUGCUGGCAGCUUCGAUGACAUUCUGGCUAUCACUGGCUUCAACACAUGCUUGGGCAUGGCCUUUUCCACAGGUUCCACAGUUUUUAAUGUUCUCAGAGGAAUCUUAGAAGUGGUCAUUGGUGUGGCAGCUGGUUCUCUUCUUGGAUUUUUUAUUCAGUACUUUCCAAGCAGUGACCAGGACAAACUUGUAUGGAAGAGAGCAUUCCUUGUUUUGGGGCUGUCUGUGCUAGCUGUGUUCAGCAGCGUGUAUUUUGGUUUCCCUGGGUCAGGAGGACUGUGCACAUUGGUCAUGUCCUUCCUUGCAGGCUUGAGAUGGGCCAGCGAAAAGGCAGAGGUUGAAAAAAUUAUUGCAGGUGCCUGGUACAUUUUUCAGCCCCUUCUCUUUGGACUGAUUGGAGCAGAAGUAUCUAUUGCAUCUCUCAGACCAGAAACUGUAGGCAUUUGUGUUGCCAUCCUGGGCAUUGCAGUAUUGAUAAGAAUUUUGACUACAUUUCUGAUGGUGUGUUUUGCUGGUUUUAACAUCAAGGAAAAGAUAUUUAUUUCUUUUGCAUGGCUUCCUAAGGCCACAGUCCAGGCUGCCAUAGGAUCUGUGGCUUUGGACACAGCAAGAUCACAUGGAGAGAAACAGUUAGAAGAAUAUGGAAUGGAUGUGUUGACAGUGGCAUUUUUGUCUAUCCUCAUCACAGCCCCAAUUGGAAGUCUACUCAUUGGUUUGCUGGGUCCCAGGCUUCUCCGGAAAGCUGAACAUCAAAAUAAAGGCUCUAAAACCAGAUUCAUUCAACAAAUACUUAGUGGAAGCUUUUGAUGACCUAAGCACAUCAUCAAAACUGUUAUUGUUCCUGUCCUUAAGGAUCUGUCAGUCUGAUGCAGGAGACAAAUAAGAGAUUUCAAAACAGUAUGAUAAGUGCUAUAAAGCAGCAAAUAGGGGGCUCAAGGAGGCUCAUAGCAGGAGCACCCACCUAACCCAGGGGUGGUGUAGUUUAGGCACAGCUUCCAGAGAAAAUAGGGUCUUGGCUAGGAUGUGGGAGAUGAUUAAGACUUAGACAGCAAAAGGCAUGUGACCCGGAAGGGUGCUGAAGUUAGUGCUAGGUCCCACAUUCUCCAAUAGUUUUUGAGUCUCCAAACGCUUAUUAACUUAUAAAAAAUACAAACGCUUAUUAACUUAUAAAAAAUACAACUGGUAUAAGUAAACAAGAAUGUUGUUAUAAAUAGUCAAGACCCCAAAGAAGAAUGAGAAGUGGAAAUUCACAGUGUAGAAAGGGCGGAAGAAGCCAUUCAGCCACUGCCAAUAGCCUGUUGCAUUUUGGAGAGCAUGUAGCGAGUUCUCCUUCUCCUCAGUGAGCAGCCACCAUCUAAAUCUCUAAAUGUCCAGUAUGGGCCUGUGCAGGGCUCACCAUUGAAGCCUCAGGUUUAUCACCAUAUUGUGAGUCACAGCUGUCCACUUGGUUGGUGAACUCAGAGUUAACCUGAUAUCGAGUGUUGACUCAGGUCAACCAAACCUACCCAACCCCAACCACAGAUAGAAACAAUUACUCUAACCCCUGAGUCCCUAUAAAAGGGAUGUAUGUAUCCUACAAAAGGGAUAUAUAUAAAAGAGAAGAUACUUCUGUCAGAACACUUAUAACUCUUUUUUCAGUUUGUCUACAUUCUUGUCUCCUAUGAAAUCAGCUCCUUAGGAAUGAGAGCCUUGUCUUGGUUAUCUUUGGACCCUCACUAGUUUGCAUAUGGCAUGAAAUACAGUAAGCAAUUAAUAAACAUUUAUUGACUGAAUUGCUGAGGGGAUCCUCUUCCAGUAUAGAAAACCACUUGCCGGGGCACCUGGGUGACUCAGUGGGUUAAGCCUCUGCCUUCAGCUCAGGUCACGGUCUCAGGGUCCUG
Messenger RNA from Mustela erminea (ermine), 3300 nucleotides. It is a transcript of the gene SLC9B2, whose product is annotated as solute carrier family 9 member B2. Bases 605 to 2227 code for a protein of 540 amino acids. Gene Ontology annotation, molecular function: antiporter activity. NCBI's taxonomy places the organism in Eukaryota, Metazoa, Chordata, Mammalia, Carnivora, Mustelidae. The record is from RefSeq and is a predicted model, not a curated record. The transcript is spliced from 13 exons. Gene Ontology annotation, biological process: proton transmembrane transport. Gene Ontology annotation, cellular component: membrane.